AUGGCCAUUUCAGCAACCCGUCGCAGGACAAUCGCAGCCGUCUCAUCCAAACCUCUAGAGGACGCAGAAAGCUCAGUAGCCCGAGGGACGCGGUACGAGCAUCUGUGCGGUGCGGUACUGCGCGAGGUGUUUGGCAUGCAGCUGGAAAGGACGGGCGGAGCAGGCGAUCGCGGCAUCGACUUGCGCGGAUGGUGGCAGCCUCCACCGGUAUCCUCGACGGAAGCAGCGACAACACGCGAUAGGCGUAUACGCAUCGUGGCGCAAUGCAAGUGUCAGGACGAAGGCGGCAAGAAGAUGGGUCCUGUGCUGAUUCGCGAGAUGGAAGGCGUCGUGUUUCGGGCUUCCUCGCCUUUGCCCUCACCAGCAGGGGGUCCAAAGGGGAACACCCAAGAAGCUUCUGGUGACGACGACGUCCCACUGGCAGGCAUCAUUUUGUCGUCUUCCGGGUUCAGCAAGCAAGCGUUGCUCCAAGUGCGAUCGAGCAGCGUGCCCCUCGCAGCUAUCCAUGUCCUUGCUUUGCCGCAAGCAUCCUCUACGAGCUCAGAAGAUGUCGACGCGGCAGCGCUGGUGGAACGAUGCAUCUCGAUCGUCUGGAAUGACCGCUUUGGCUCGGCGACACACGGGCUGCUGGACGGUGGGAUGGAAGUAAGAUGGGUCAGGUCGCUCUCACCGCGUAAAGCAGCGGAGGAAUUGCUCGGGAGACCUGUCAUCUAUCGUGCCGGCAAACCGCUCAAGAAGUGA
Molecule: messenger RNA, 741 nt
Organism: Sporisorium graminicola
Lineage: Eukaryota; Fungi; Basidiomycota; Ustilaginomycetes; Ustilaginales; Ustilaginaceae
Exons: 1
Coding region: 1-741 (246 amino acids)
Cellular component (GO): mitochondrion
Molecular function (GO): nucleic acid binding
Source: RefSeq, a predicted model, not a curated record